UAUUAUAUAACAAGUGCUGGGGAUUAAUCGCUUCUAAUUAAAUUUCACCGGUGUUAAAUAGAAAGCGAAUAUGAAUUGAACGCUAAAAUGAUCUUGUUUCGUUGGCUUUUCAUUUGCUAUUAUUGUCGAUCGAUUAAAUUAUUACUCAAGCUUCCAACUCCGAGAACCUGCAAAUACAUCGUAACUGACUAUUAUCUUUUUAAUGUUUAAGUAGCCGCCCAUAGGUGAUUGACGUAUUUUAUCUUUUUAACUUGUUAAUCAUGGAUUAAAAGUAGAAAGUGCACAGAUACUUUUGAGGACUGGCAAAAUAUUGCAGGUAAUUGCAGAUUCAGAGUAAGGCUAACAGACAACGGAAAUGACCUCCUUAUUACGAAGAACCAAAUCGGCCAGUGCCCGACUUUCAAAACAAUAUUCGGAACCAGAUCUUCAAAACACCUUUAACGUCCGGUUUGACUACAGCGACACCUACCUCGAUAAUGAAGAACUCGAUCAUCAAUUGGAGAAUCAAUCAGACGAACUAAAUCGCGAACGAUACCGAGCGGGCGUUGAAGCAGACGAACUUUUGAAGAAAACGAAAAAGGACGCAGACGAGAAAAUGCAGUUGAAAAAUAAGAUUAAGAACAGAAACAUGACGGAAUCUACCGACAGGGUCACGAAAUCUGCAAACAUUAAGCGGAAAUUGUCGCAGCCCGUUUGCGUUCGACCAAAGUCGACUGUUGCAAAAGAACGUAUUGAGGAAGAGUCAGAGGAUAACCCGGAUGGUAAUGACACAUUAGACGAAAUAGCCGUUGGUAUAAAAACAACAGACAACUCAGACAAGCCGAGAGCAUUUCACAAUUUGACAAUGUUCCUCUUAGCCCUACACAGGAGAAAACCGCGGACAGCUCAAAACAAAUCUAGCGAUAAAAAAGAUUACAAAAUCGACAGACUUAUUGCAAACGAAACUGUUACCAAAAGCGAUGCCGGCAAUAGACCAGCGAUUCAAAAUUUGACUCAAACAAGGCCAUCAGUGGUGCUAUCUAGGAGGCCGGCAAGUUACCACGUUGGCGAUGCACGAGGCAAAACGCCGCCCGUUGACACAGAUAAGGCUCAGUACGGAAUUCACGUCCAGAAGGACUUCACGCGAUCCCGGCGGACGCUGGGCGACAUCAGCAAGCUGGAACAAGACGCCAAAUACGGCUUCGUGAAUAAAUUCGAGGAGCGCCGGAAACGCCUUUUGGCCGAGUGUCGCGACACCGGUGCCCUUAAUGACAGGAUUAAGUACUGGAUGAAGGAUGUGGACGAAUUGAAAAUUCUCUCCAGUCCGGAAAAUUCUCUCGAAAGGGUUCUCCUACGUUCAAAAGCAUCGCAGCAAAUGCAACGUUCGAGCUAGCGUGAUUCUUGACGGCGUUAUGUAGGGCGUGUUUCACACACACGUUGAAAAUAUUACUUCAUUUGUCACUAUUUAAUAUUUAUGGUGUGAAAAUGUUAUUGGUCCAAAACCGGGUCACGCGUGAAAAUGAUGUGAAAAUAUAAUGUAAGUGCUUAUGAACAACGAGUUGCGUUUACAAACUUCUCCGAAAAUUUAAAUCAUAUGCUACAAUAUGUUAAUAUUUAGCCAAUGUGAAGAAUGAGAUUCUACUAUUCAUAACUGUGAUAAAUAUUUGUGAAUAAUGU
Messenger RNA from Dreissena polymorpha, 1656 nucleotides. RefSeq lists its product as uncharacterized. NCBI's taxonomy places the organism in Eukaryota, Metazoa, Mollusca, Bivalvia, Myida, Dreissenidae. The coding region runs from base 356 to 1372 and encodes 338 amino acids. The record is from RefSeq and is a predicted model, not a curated record. The transcript has 2 exons.